CUCUCUCUCUCUCUCUUCGUUACUUCUCUAACAACGUAUUGGAUUAUCUUCUCCGGCAAAGGAAACAGCUUUUUUUUCGUGGUGAAGAUUAAAAGGAUGAUUGUUCUGUUUUGGAAUCGUUGAGUGAUGUUGUUAGAUCCGCACAAUCUUCUCUCUGAUCGUUUCUCAUCAAAUACAUGGUUCCACAGGCGCAAAAAAUGCCGUCGUCUCUUGGUUUGAUGAUACCUUUCCCUUUCCGUUCUCAGCGAAUCUAAUCUCUUUUUAUUUCUUUCCCUUUUUAGAAAGUUUUGGUCUUUCCUAAUCCUGGAGACGCCUUACAGUCUCCGAUUGUAAAUAGAAAUCGAAAGUUCGUUUCUUUUUUUUUUGUUUAAAAACUGGCGAAGAUGAAUCUUAGUACGGCCGAGGAAGAAUCGGCGCAAGAGAUUCACAUCCCUGCAGAUAUAAACUGGGAGAUGCUUGACAAAUCCAAGUUCUUUAUCUUAGGAGCAGCUCUGUUCUCAGGUGUCUCUGGAGCUCUUUACCCUGCCGUGUUGAUGAAGACUCGUCAACAAGUCUGUCACCACUCUCAAGGCUCUUGUCUUAGAGGUGCGUUUACUUUAGUGAGACACGAAGGUUUGAGAGGGUUGUAUAGAGGGUUUGGUACUUCUUUGAUGGGAACCAUCCCUGCUAGGGCUUUAUACAUGACGGCUUUGGAAGUUACCAAGAGUAGUGUAGGCUCUGCUGCUGUUGGGUUAGGUUUUACUGAAGGUAAAGCCUCUGCUGCUGCUAAUGCCGUUGGUGGGUUAACGGCUGCGAUGGCUGCUCAGCUUGUUUGGACACCUGUUGAUGUUGUGAGCCAGAGGCUUAUGGUGCAAGGAAGCAGCGGGGUUAGGUGUUGUGAUUAUGUUAACGGGUUUGAUGCGUUUAAGAAGAUUGUGAGAGCUGAUGGAGUGAAGGGUUUAUACAGAGGGUUUGGGAUAUCGAUUCUGACGUAUGCGCCGUCUAAUGCGGUUUGGUGGGCGUCUUACUCUGUUGCGCAGAGGAUGGUUUGGGGUGGUGUUGGGUGUUAUGUUUGUAAGAAAGAUGGAGAGAAUGGGAAUAUGGUUAGACCGGACUCUAAGACGGUGAUGGCUGUUCAGGGAGUUAGUGCUGCUAUUGCUGGGAGUGUUUCUGCUUUGAUUACAAUGCCGUUGGAUACAAUCAAGACGAGGCUGCAGGUUCUUGAUGGGGAAGAUAGUAGUAGUAAGCGUGGACCGAGUAUUGGACAGACGGUGAGGAACUUGGUAAGGGAAGGUGGAUGGACAGCUUGUUAUAGAGGGUUGGGACCGAGAUGUGCUUCAAUGUCAAUGUCUGCGACAACUAUGAUCACUACCUACGAGUUCUUGAAACGGCUUUCGGCUAAGAACCAUGACGGGUUUUGCUCUAAAUCAUAGUGUUGAGGAAACCAACCACAUAGAAGAAGAAUCUUUGAUGGGAAAUGUUCUUUAUAUUUUCUUACUUAUCUUGUUCUUGUCUAGCUGUUCUGCUUUCUCUUUUGUUCCUAGUCAUAUUGUAAUGUUUCAGUUGUUUCUAAAUAAAGAAAUGUUUAUUCCCA
This is a messenger RNA of Eruca vesicaria subsp. sativa (arugula), 1573 nucleotides long. The record is from the annotation of a GenBank genome assembly. NCBI's taxonomy places the organism in Eukaryota, Viridiplantae, Streptophyta, Magnoliopsida, Brassicales, Brassicaceae.